This is a messenger RNA of Kwoniella botswanensis, 423 nucleotides long. RefSeq lists its product as uncharacterized. The transcript is spliced from 4 exons. NCBI's taxonomy places the organism in Eukaryota, Fungi, Basidiomycota, Tremellomycetes, Tremellales, Cryptococcaceae. The record is from RefSeq and is a predicted model, not a curated record. Bases 1 to 423 code for a protein of 140 amino acids.
AUGGGUAACACGUCCACUAAGCCUUCCAAAACUCACAAUAUGAAUUCAUCAGCCAAGAAGAACGGAUUGUUCAGCAGGUGGGAGAAUAGAUUUCAAGAUAGUAAUAAGAUUGAUCAGAUCAGUCGUGAAAAUAAUGGAACGUCUAAAACACUCCAGGAAGCUCGAAGACGUCGAAAGCAGAAGCAAGCCGAACGAAAUGGUUUGUUGGCCGAAGGUGGAUUUCAUCUGGGAGAUGCUGGAGUAGGUCUCGGACAAGCACUUUCAACUUCGACUGAUCCAUCUGGAGGAGGACAUAGUGCAGGUGCUUCUGCGUGUGGAGGAGGAUCCUCAGGAGGUGGAGGAGGGGGUGGUGGGGGUCAUAGCUCCUCGGGAGGUGGGUCUGGUUGUGGUGGAGGAGGAGGGGGCGGUGGUGGGGGAUGUUAG